UAUGUGGAUUGUGUAUUAAAAAUCCGUGAGAGUAGGUUAGGUUAUGUCGGAUUUGCUUGAAGCGUUACGGCUAUCUUUUUCCAUUUACUUUACAAUUAAUAAAUUGCAUGUUUUUGUUUAGCGUCAAUUAUGGCAGACUCGUCUAAAAGUGGAAAUCCUCUUUUCUUAAAAAGUAAAUCAUUACAAUGUAAAAACUUGCACGAUUAUUUAAAAACAUUGCCAAAGGAAGUCUUAGAAAGACUCUACAACCACCCAACAACUUGUUUAGCUGUGUACAGGGAGCUUCCGGCAAUAGCCAAGCAUUACGUGAUCAGGUUAUUGUUUGUUGAACAACCUGUUCCUCAGGCAGUGAUUGCAUCGUGGGUUUCCCAGGCUUAUGCAAAAGACCACAACGAGGUGACAAAGGUUCUCUGUGAACUGAGGAUAUGGCAGGAGGCUUCCAUUCCGGGUGGAUUAGCGGGUUGGUCUCUCAACCCCACCUUCAAGAAGAAUGCUAAAAUCGCUAUUAAUGGAGGAGGUAAACCAUCUGCAUUGUCUACCCAAUUGGAGGCUGGCCCCAAGUUCCGAGAUAUCAGCUACUUGGACAAGUAUGCUAUGGAACGUUGGGAGUGUAUACUGUACUAUGUGGUGGUUUAUGCAUAUGUCUGUUUCUAUAGAGGUAAACCAUCUGCAUUGUCUACCCAAUUGGAGGCUGGCCCCAAGUUCCGAGAUAUCAGCUACUUGGACAAGUAUGCUAUGGAACGUUGGGAGUGUGUACUGCACUAUAUGGUCGGAUCACAACAGCAAGAGGGCAUCUCUGUCGAUGCUGUUCGCAUUCUGCUACAUGCUGGACUCAUGAAGAGAGACGAAGAUGAUGGAAGUCCUGUUAUCACCAGAGAGGGGUUUCAGUUCCUGCUGCUGGACACCCCAGCACAAGUUUGGUAUUUUAUCCUCCAGUACCUGGAUACUGUUGAGGCCCGAGGCCUGGACCUGGUAGAGUGUCUCACAUUUCUCUUCCAGCUCAGUUUCAGUACCUUGGGCAAGGAUUACAGCACUGAGGGUAUGAGUGAAGGCCUUCUCAUGUUUCUUCAACAUCUUCGAGAAUUUGGUCUUGUUUAUCAACGCAAGAGGAAAGAGAAAAGGUUCUACCCUACAAGGUUGGCUUUGAACAUGGCAUCAGGACAGACUGGGUCACCCACAGACCUGCAGCGAGAAGGUUAUAUCAUUGUAGAGACAAACUACAGAGUCUACGCGUACACAGAUUCCAAUCUGAAGGUGGCUCUCUUGGCACUUUUCUGUGAGAUGUUGUAUAGGUUUCCAAACUUGGCAGUUGGCAUUUUGACUCGUGACUCAGUGAGAAUGGCGUUGCGUAGUGGUAUCACUGCUCAGCAGAUGGUAGGGUUUCUGCGGCUUCAUGCUCAUCCCCGCAUGCUGGCAGCAGGACCUCCGACCCUCCCUCCCACUGUGGUGGACCAGAUACAGCUUUGGGAGAAUGAGAGGGACAGAUUCAUCUUCACGGAGGGAGUUUUGUACAGCCAGUUCUUGUCACAGGCCGACUUCGACAUCCUGCGUGACUAUGCUCAGGAUCUAGGCGUACUCACAUGGCAGAAUGAUAGAAGGCGAACAAUGGUGGUGACAAAGCAAGGGCAUGAUGAAGUGAAGAAAUUUUGGAAAAGGCACUCAAAAGGAAGCAGUUCCUAAUUACUAUUUAGUUAAUAAUUGUAUUAUUAAUAGUUAUUAUUUAUAAUUUGAAAGGAGUUUUGUAUAUAUUUUCGUAUUAAAUACAUGUAUAAAUAUGUACAUUAUGA
Molecule: messenger RNA, 1787 nt
Organism: Homalodisca vitripennis (glassy-winged sharpshooter)
Lineage: Eukaryota; Metazoa; Arthropoda; Insecta; Hemiptera; Cicadellidae
Product: general transcription factor IIH subunit 4-like
Biological process (GO): nucleotide-excision repair
Cellular component (GO): transcription factor TFIIH holo complex; transcription factor TFIIH core complex
Molecular function (GO): double-stranded DNA binding; ATPase activator activity
Source: RefSeq, a predicted model, not a curated record